UAAUCGAAACUGUACAACAUACACUGGAGAAAUGUGAAAUAGCUUCAAGCAUAGACACAUAAAAAUAAAAUUGUUAAGACCUGAUGUUUCGGUAAACACGGCUCGUCCCAUUAUCCCGACGAAGACGUCCAGCACGUAUUGCCGUUGUGCUAAGUGAGCGUUCUUUAAAUAAUUGCAAUUCAACUGCACAACGCCGGAUUGUGGGUAUCGUCGUCACUUUGCUGUAAACGACGCAUCAUAGCAGCCUUCGUUAUUCGCUGUUGCAUUCGUUCAAGUUCAGUUUACGAAGAGUGAAAGCUUGCUGGUUCCGGAAAGGUGAAAUUUUAUUUGAUUUCCAUCAUUAGCAGGAUUUGGAGCUACCAAAAACGGGCAGAUAGCUUGGGCAAUUUAUUGAGCGUGUCACUCGGCCGAAGAAGGCUGCUAAACAUUUUGGGGCACGAUCCAGCCCGCGUGCGCAAAACCGGCGUAGGCCCUGACGUAGUUUGAUUGAACGCUCUGUAUCUCAUCGUCGUCGUCGGCGCACCCCUUCCAAAAACCCCGGAGACUUCGGUUGGCGGUAAGCGCCGAAGCGGUGGCGGCAAUCGGAAACGACCGGACGAUCGUGCGUCGUGGGGCGCCAGUCGGUUUCGAGUGUGCUAGUUCUUACUGAUCCAUGGCUGUAGAUAGAACGUGUGAGAAGAGAACGACAUACGGUGAAUACGGCGUGGCCUAAGCGCAUCCACAGCAAGCGGGACGGUUGUGGACGGACGUGUCGCAGGAAGUGGCAACGAUACAUUUAUAUAUAUAUAAAUGUAUUUAUGCUAUCGCGAUUCGUAGCAUUGAUUAGCAGUAUCUGUUAGGAAGUCGUCCAGUGCGGAUCGGGGAGUAUACGUCGUGACAACAGGGUGCAAUCAGUGUGCAUCCCGAAUUCGUCCAUCAACAAAAUAUACGCAAUCGUUGCGUUGCGUGUGCCUGCAAGCCGGUGGACAAGGUGUUUAAGCAUUGCAGCUGUAGGGACAAGUUUUGCGCACCAUUACACCUUGAGAGAACCAAGUGGCAAGCAGCGCCUCGCUGGAGUGUGUAGUUGCUUAUCUUGCGUGGCGAACAACUUUGUUCCGGUGAUAUAAAUAUCUACCGAAGGGUGGUAGUGUGCAAGAAAACCCACCUCGUAUAGGUGGAAGUGAAAACUAACCGAGAAGGCUCAGUUGUGCGCCCGCCAGCAGUGUAGUUACUCGUGCAUUAUUGGAGCUAGUGUCUCGUGAGUCCCUCCGCCAGUUCUCAAAGCCACAAUCUCCAAGAGUCAACACAGAACAGCUUGCCACUUGCCAAGAUGAGUAUGAGUUCGUACACCGAGAGCAGCUCGGAGGAGGAUGAUCUGUCACCGCGCGAUAAGGUGCAGCAAAACUCCAAGGGCUACGCAGACUUCUGCGUCCGUAACAUCAAGCAGCAUUCGUUCGGUCGGCAUGAGAUCGAGAUCGCGGAGCAGGAGAUGCCGGGCAUUAUGGCACUGCGCAAGCAGGCCCUCGACGACAAACCGCUCAAGGGUGCGAACAUCGUCGGCUGUACGCACGUGAACGCGCAAACGGCCGUGCUGAUCGAGACGCUGAUUUGCCUCGGUGCCAACGUUAGAUGGGCGGCGUGCAACAUUUACUCGACGCAGAAUGAGGUGGCGGCAGCACUGGCGGAAAGUGGAGUCCCGAUUUUUGCCUGGCGUGGCGAAAUCGAGGAAGAUUUCUGGUGGUGUAUCGAUAAGUGUGUACACGCGGAAAACUGGCAGCCCAACAUGAUACUGGACGAUGGUGGCGAUGCAACGCACCUGAUGCUGAAGAAGUACCCGGUAAUGUUCAAGAUGAUUAAGGGUAUUGUGGAUGAGAGUGUGACGGGCGUGCACCGGCUGUAUCAGCUGUCGAAGACAAGCAAACUGACCGUGCCGGCGAUGAACGUGAAGGAUGCGAUCACGAAGACCAAGUUUGAUAGUCUUUACAGCUGCAAGGAAUCGGUUAUUGACAGCCUGAAACGUGCCACGGACAUUAUGAUCGGCGGCAAGCAAAUUGUGCUGUGUGGGUACGGUGAGGUCGGCAAGGGUUGUGCCCAAGCAUUGAAGGGUCUCGGAUGCAUCGUGUACGUGACGGAGAUCGAUCCGAUCUGCGCGCUGCAGGCGUGCAUGGACGGGUUCCGUGUGGUGAAGCUGAACGAGGUGAUCCGCACGGUGGAUGUGGUCAUCACGUGCACCGGCAACAAGAAUGUGGUGACGCGCGAACAUAUGGACAAGAUGAAGAACGGCUGUAUCGUGUGCAAUAUGGGCCACUCGAACACGGAAAUCGACGUGAACAGUCUGCGCACGUCCGAGCUGCAGUGGGAAAAGAUGCGCUCCCAGGUCGAUCACAUUAUCUGGCCCGGUCCGGACGGCAAGCGCAUCAUACUGUUGGCCGAGGGCCGGCUGGUGAAUCUGUCCUGCUCCAGCAUCUCGUCAUUCGUGGCUUCUAUUUCGGCCACUACGCAGGCACUGGCGCUUAUCGAGCUGUUCAAUGCACCACCCGGACGUUACAAGGCGGACGUGUAUCUGUUGCCGAAGAAAAUGGACGAGUACGUCGCAAGUCUGCAUCUCCAGACGCUCGAUGCACAUCUGACGGAAUUGACCGACGAACAGGCACGGUACAUGGGCCUCAACAAAGCCGGUCCAUUCAAGCCGAACUACUACAGGUAUUAGUAUAGCAAGUGCGCUUCGUUUCCGGACCCGGUCGCACUGGUGCGAUGUUUCACUUUAGUCGUACUUGUUACGUCCGUUUUGAGUUAGCAUUCGGUUUUGUUUUGGUACACCGUGACAAAAGGCGCAAACAUUAUUGGGCGUAGUGCACUUUAGGAAAAAUUGUAGAGCAAAAACCAGUGCCGGGAAAUCAAGCAAGCAAUUUUAUUUUAAUUGAUUCAAAACAAAGCAAAACAAAACAAAAAAAAACCGAACCAGAAUCCGGAUACGCAGUUAGUGGGAAGAACAAACGCAUUAGAACAAAGCGAAUUUAUGUAGAGUGAAAGAAGCAAACGACAUCACUUUCGGUACGUUCCGGCUUUUACGGGAGCCACACAAAAUCUACUUAUUGAUGCCCAACAAAUUAUACCAAUGUAAUGAUAGUAAAAAAAAAACAAAACUAGAGCUAUACAGCGGCAAAAACGAAACACACACACAAUGCGAAGCGAAGAAAUAAUACACAAAACAAACACCUUCUAGCAUUUUUGGGUGAUAGAUUAGAAUGGUUUACACAAAUGCGAAGGAAGGAAGAGGAAUUAGGAACUGCAUGCGGAGGUGGAUAAAUGAUUAAUGUGCUCAAUGAAACACGUACGAAAAUGAUUCUGAUACGAGCAGAAUCCCUAUAUACGGCUUCUUCUAUCGGGGGGAUUUGUAGGGUGCAGUUUUAAGUAAGUGGUAGGAACCUCCUCUUGCACACGAGCGCAAUGUUAAGAGUGAUAAUAGGGAGUUGAGUCAAGUUCUUCCUUUGCGCUGUAGAAACAAAAGCAUAAAACGAAUUUCUUCCGCCGCUUACACACCACAACCAACAGACAAUGAAUCUAGUCUGUACACGCAAACGGGAGGAGGUAGCCGUUCCUUCUCGUACUCUGCUUUGCGUAACGACCUACUGGGUGAGGUCUGCCUAAAUCCACAACCCUCUGGUGUAGGUUUUUUUGUGUUAGGCCGCAAUGUUAAGCUCCCAAUAAGCGAUCAUUUGGGGGUAGUGUGUUCUGUUGAAUAUUCUUGUUAUAAUGAGCCGGUAUUGAGUGUGGGGAUGACCCUACAUGAAAAUAGUGGUAAUCAUUUCAGUACACUAUCAACAAAAACCCUCACGGAGAAGCUUGCACUGUGGGAAAGCAUUUUCAGGGUACAAAAACCAAUCAUCCGGUGAUUGAUUUUUUGCUGUUGAAUCUGUUUUUCCCCCCCGUCUCAACUUUAUCACUGUCGCGUACGCACAGUUGUAUGAAAGUUGUGUGUGUUUGUUUUUUUCUUAUUCUCCACUGAAAAUUAAUUGUCAAUUAACAAACAAAUCAAUGAAUGAAGAACGGGGUAAUUGGUUGGGAAUUCAACGCUUGUUUCCCGGUGAUUGUUACGGGCGUAGUUUAAAUCCGCUGUGUCCCGCCUAGUGUGAUCGUGUGUGAGGUUAAAGUGUUUUUUUUUUCGUUUUGCUUAGAGACUUAACAAUUUGUGUCUUCAUUCAUUCUCUUUAGGGAGCGCUUAACCCCGCAAAUAUUGCGUACUUUUAGGUUUAUAUGACAAAAAAAAGAAUCGUUUUACACUAUUGACGCAAUUUUAAUGUUAACAAUUUUUUUUGUUACUCCUUUGGGGAGAAACCAAUUUUUUUUUCGUGUUGUGGUGCAAUAAUUGAAUUAUAAGGUUUUAUUUUUUUUGGUAACAGCGUUAAUGAACGAGCUAAAACGGGAUAAUAAGAAGCGAGAAGAACAUUUGUAAAAAAAGAAAACAUAUUUUUUCAAUAAGCGAGAAACAAAUAGAAGAAAACAACAAAAAAAAUCAUGAAGAGAUAGACUUAUCCCUAAGGGAUGAGAUGUGAAUCCCACGCUAAAUCACGACGUAUGUGGCUGUAAGAUGAACAAAACAGAGUGAAGCAAACUAGAGCGAAAAAAAAGCAGAUAGAAAACCCACUUAUGAAGUAGUAAAGUAGUGCGCGGUGAGCUCAAUCGAUCGAUAAAUCGAUGGAUUUGUGGAACAAUUAUUAGAGCAAACAAAAAAAAAAAAGAAAAAGAAAAGGAAUAAAACGAUGUAACUGGGCUGCCCUAUGCCAAUAGAAGAAGAAAAAUAGAUGUGCGCAGCCUGUGACACGUCAUGUAAGUGACUACGGUACGGCCAACCCGUAAUGUCAGUUCCAUGGCCGUUUCUCAAGGGCCCAACAGGUAAUAUUGGCAAUGGCAGACCCAGACUGAGGAUGAGGUUUGGGGUUUGCGUGGCACUCAACCCAUGGAGCCCCGUUAUGUAACUAGCUAAUUGUAAGGUAUACACAGGACACGCUUCCCACUUUCUUUCCAAAAACCAACAGCUUACGUGGUUUCUUACGGUAUUAUUACAUUUACUUAGUAGCGUUAAUAGUUGAGCAGUUCGAUUUCCGGAAUGGGGAUAGCAUUUACUUUUUGUUUUGCACAAUUAGCUACGUUUUUGCGAACCUAACUAGUAACCCUUCCUUCCUUGUGCUUGAUAUUUUCCAAAACUCACCCUUAUUCCUUCCCCCUCCAAGAUCCGCAGUGCACUUGUUUAGAGUAGAAACGAAUUUCUAUCACCCCUUGUCCUACUAAACAACACAAAAAAGCCCCUUUUCCAACUAUAAUACAACCACACGACAGUAGUAGUGCAGCACGCACGCACGGUAAUAGUGCUUCGCGAUCAAUACUUUAAAUUGCAGUAAAGUUUAGCAAAGUUUUCCAACCCCCACCCCCCCACGCGGUUGAUUUUCUUUCGUGCGCUUUGGUUGUCGUUUCGUGGUACACCGGGGCGUGUAGGUUAUAUCAUUUCGACGCCGUACGUCGGAUAAAUUAAUGUUUUGUCCCCCGUUUUUUGAUGGCCACCCCCGUCAGAGUGCUCUCGCGCCAGUGUUGUGAUGUUGUCUAUUUGAGGGCGAGCGUUUCGGGGUGUACCACAAAACACAGAGGUACAGAGAGAGAGAGAAAAAAAACGAAGCAUACUUUUACGAACGAAACAUUAUAGCCUGUAUUAGUUGGAAAAACAACCACAGCAGCAUUGAAAGAAUUGGGGGCGAAAACACACACAAUAAAUGAGAAAAACGAAACGAAACAAAA
Molecule: messenger RNA, 5772 nt
Organism: Anopheles funestus (African malaria mosquito)
Lineage: Eukaryota; Metazoa; Arthropoda; Insecta; Diptera; Culicidae
Product: adenosylhomocysteinase-like 1
Exons: 6
Coding region: 1310-2689 (459 amino acids)
Biological process (GO): L-methionine cycle
Cellular component (GO): cytosol
Source: RefSeq, a predicted model, not a curated record